GCUACAGAUAGAGGCACAUGAGGGUCAACUGGAAAAGGCAGACAAUGAGGGAAUUCAGCAUGAUGGAGAAAAUAGAAGUGCUGACACUCACACUUGUCCUGCUGUGCACUGUCUCUGGAUUUUCACAGAGACUGACUUUCGCUCAGAUAGACGGAUGGAACAGCCAUGACCAGUCUGACUUGAGAAAUAAGGAGCUUAGCGAUGUUUUUACAUCUGCAGAGAUGAGAAAAAAUGGCACAGAAAAUAUUUCUGAGGAAUCCACUCAAAUGACAAAAACUGAGGAACAGAGGGGUGAAAGGAAUACCUCAGAGAGGAACCCUACUAGAGAGCUUGUCGAGAAAGUAAAGACUGUGAUGGAAAGAAGGGGAGAUGGACUGACUUCACAGAUAGAAACAGAAAUGGAGGAAAACACAGAGCGUGAAACGACCACAGCUGGCAGCAUAGAAGGACUCUUUGUAAAGAAAAGCGAUGAAGGCUACACCCCUGAGAAAUUUCUCACAAGUAGUCUUUUACAAGAAGGAAGAAAAAGAAAGAUCUACUCUGUACCAGACACAGCUGAAUAUGUAGAUACAGAUAAAGAGGUUGCAUCAAAAAUGAGAGAAAAUGGACCGAGUUUGGACCCUGCCUCAAAGACAGAGACACACAAUGAGAGCAGGAGACUGACGCGUACUGGGAAAAAAUGGAAAAUAGAUCAUGAUCACGAUGCAGUGAUACCAGAGGAAGCGAAUCACAACAGGAUAGAUGUGAAAGUGAAGAGAAGUGAUCAAAUAGAGAGGCUGAAACAAAAAAUGGUUGAAGAGGAGCAAGAAGGAGAGCUAGUUGCAGGGAUCAGUCAUCAGGAGAAGAGAAGAGCGGCACAAACUAUAAAAGAAAUAGGAGACAAGGAGAAGGGCGCAAAAAAGAGUGAGGACAUAGCCCAUGCAGUCUAUAAGGAAUUAAUAGAAAAAGAAGAUCAGUCGAUGGGCAAAUACCGAAAUGUUGAACUGAUGGAGAAUUACACCAAACUUACAGGGAAGCAAAAUAAAGCAUCUUCUCCGCAACCACAGCUGAACAAACCUUCAGACAAACCACAGCUCGGAACUGCCAAAACACCUUCACCGAGGCCAGUGAAAAACAACAAGCAAAGCAAAAAUAAGACCAUCAAGAAGUCCAAGGAAAAGAGAAGGAAGAAGAACAAUAAAACCCAAAAGCCACCAAAGAAGAAGAAAGAAAUCUUCCCACCAAUGCAGUUUCCUUACUUUAUGGACAACUAUUGUCCAAUUGAGUGUGCCUGCUAUGGAAGAGUGGUCCAGUGCUCAGACAAAGGUGUGGAUAAGGUUCCUUAUGGUAUCCCCUAUAAUUCCCGCUACAUCCUCCUUAUGAAUAACUACAUCAACAGCAUCCAGCUGGACCUGCUAAAUCAAUAUGAUUCUAUGGAGUUCCUUGUACUAAGCAACAAUCGUCUCACAGAUGGUUCCAUUGAGGGAGCUUUUGAAGGGGUCCCAGCUCUGAAACGCCUCUACUUGGAUAGGAAUCUCUUACAAAGGGUGCCAGCAGACCUUCCAGCUUCUCUGGAGGAGCUUCGUCUGGACAACAACCGCCUGACCGUGAUGUCGAAGGCAGCCUGGGCAUGGUGCCCUGGCCUCUUGGUUCUGAGCCUCAGCAACAACAGCCUUUGGAAUAAUUCAGUUCCUAAUGGCGUGCUCUCCCCUCUAGGGAACCUGCGCACUCUAAACCUGGAUCACAACAUGUUGAUCUCAGUACCUCUGGGGUUACCAUUGUCAAUCAAAGAGCUCUAUCUUAAGGGUAACCUCCUUGAGAGUUUUGGCCGAGGAGCUUUCAACGGGAAAUCAGGGUUGGUGGUGUUGGACCUGAGUGAAAACAGACUGACAAACAAAGGGCUAGAUAGGGAUUCCUUCCUCAAUACAACAUUCUUGGAAAGCAUCAACUUAGAGGGGAACAGACUAAAACAGGUGCCACAACACCUUCCUCUAUCUGUUAAAACUCUAAAUUUGGAGGGAAACUUCAUAUCCUCCAUAAAGAAAUCAGCUUUCAGAAGUUUGAAAAAGCUAGAGCACCUAGGCUUAGCAUGGAAUAAAAUCUUUAAAGUGACAACAGGUGCAUUCAGGAUGCUGCCCGUACUGCACCAGUUAGACCUGAGUCACAACACACUGAAACAGGUGCCCAGACAGUUACCUAAGGGUUUGCACUCAGUAGCACUCAAGCACAACAAGAUUCGGUCAGUGCCGCGUGAUGCUUUCUGCUGGGGCAAUAAUACUCUCAGCGGACUUGUGAAAGUGCAGUUGGAGCACAAUAUCAUUGAUAUGGCAAAGCUGGAUGCACAUGCCUUCAGAUGCUUACGGGGCUUCCAGGUGGUGCACUUCUAUUGA
Messenger RNA from Neolamprologus brichardi, 2369 nucleotides. The record is from RefSeq and is a predicted model, not a curated record. NCBI's taxonomy places the organism in Eukaryota, Metazoa, Chordata, Actinopteri, Cichliformes, Cichlidae.